This is a messenger RNA of Fraxinus pennsylvanica, 2223 nucleotides long. The record is from the annotation of a GenBank genome assembly. NCBI's taxonomy places the organism in Eukaryota, Viridiplantae, Streptophyta, Magnoliopsida, Lamiales, Oleaceae.
AUGAAGACAUCAAAGAAUAAUCUCCUUUUCUUGUUUAUCAAUCUUUGUAUUAUUGCAGUCCAGAUCAGUGCAUCCCAUGCCGAAGAAGAACGAAAACCUUACAUUGUUUACAUGGGAGAAUUGCCAGAGGACAGGAAAUUCUUGAUAGAUGAACACCACAGCCUACUUUCUAAAACAAUUGGAGAUGAACUGAUAGCUAGAAAUUCCAAGAUACACAGUUAUGGAAGAAGCUUUAAUGGAUUUGUGGCAAAACUACUGCCUCAUGAAGCGGAAAUAUUAUCGAAGAAAGAAGGAGUUGUUUCUGUAUUUCAAAACAAGGUGCAGAAGCUUCUCACGACAAGAUCCUGGGAUUUUCUUGGGAUGCCAUUGACGGUGAGAAGGAAACGGGAAACUGAGAGUGAUAUGAUUGUGGCUCUUUUGGAUACUGGGAUAUGGAUACAGUCCCCUAGCUUCAAUGAUAAAGGUUUUGGACCUCCUCCUGCUAAAUGGAAAGGCAAAUGCAUGAAGGCUGGAAACUUCACUGGAUGCAACAACAAAGUCAUUGGUGCUCAGUUCUUCAAACUUCAAAACGAUGGGCAAGAGGAAGAGAAGUCUCCGGCUGAUUCGGAUGGACAUGGAACCCACACCGCGUCGACUGCUGCAGGAAAUUCUGUACAUGGUGCAAGCUUAUAUGGCAUUGCCGAAGGCACUGCUCGUGGUGGAGUUCCAUCAGCCCGUCUUGCUAUAUACAAAAUAUGUUGGAUAAUGGGAUGCACAGACAUGGACAUAUUAGCGGCAUAUGAUGCUGCCAUUGCUGAUGGAGUCGAUAUCAUAUCAGUAUCCUUAGGAGGGUACCCUCGGGAUUUAUUUGAAGAUCCAAUUGCCAUUGGAUCCUUUCAUGCCAUGAAGAAGGGAAUCUUGACUUCAUGUGCAGCAGGAAAUGAUGGACCUGAUUUGGAAACUAUAGAAAAUGUUGCACCAUGGAUCUUGACUGUAGCUGCUACUAGCAUCGACAGACGAUUUGAAGCUCCUGUUACAUUGGGGAAUGGAGAGAAUUUUACUGGUAUUGCAAUCAAUACAUUUGAACCAAAAGAGCGUAUGUACUCUUUAACGAAUGGAGCACACGCGCAAAAUAUUUCUGGAAAUCCAGUUGGGAAUAUCAGUGCCUGCGAUUAUGGGACGCUGAACCAGAAUAAAGUUAAAGGAAAAAUUGUGUAUUGUUUAGGAAAUGGCGGUCAGGACCUCAUCAUCGGGGAGUUAGGUGGAGCAGGGAUUAUCAUGUCAAAUGAAUUUACAACAGACAUAGCCUUCCCUAAUCUGAUACCAGGCACUUUUGUCAGUGUUAAUGAUGGUGAAAAGAUUGAUAAGUACAUCAAUUCCACUAGGUCUGCGCAAGCCGUUAUUUCCAAAACGAUAACUGCAUACAUGACAGCGCCUUUCGUUGCUUCAUUUUCAUCAAGAGGUCCCCAGACAUUGAGUUCAAACAUCCUCAAGCCUGAUAUUGCUGCACCGGGGCUUGAUAUUUUGGCGGCCUAUUCUGAAUUGACAACAAUGACAGCGGAACAAGGUGACAAAAGGAUUGUGAAAUACAAUAUUAUAUCUGGUACAUCGAUGGCUUGCCCUCACGCUUCGGGAGCAGCUGCCUAUGUCAAAUCCUUCCAUCCUGAUUGGUCCGUUGCUGCAAUUAAGUCUGCUCUAAUGACCACCGCAAAAUCCAUGAAGAUCAAACCAGUGGGGGCAGAAUUGGCCUCUGGCUCAGGUCAAAUAAAUCCAAGAGUCGCAUUGCACCCUGGCCUAGUUUAUGACAUUCAAUACGACAAUUACAUUAGCUUUCUCUGCGGACAAGGAUACAACAAGUCAGCUAUAGCAAUGUUAACAGGAAACAAAAAAUACAAUUGCUCAAGCUUCCCUGUUGCAAAAGGAGCAGACGGGUUAAACUAUCCGUCCAUACAUAUUUAUCUGAACAAUUCUAAAACUUCCUUUUCGGAGAUAUUUUAUCGUACUGUGACUAAUGUUGGUAUUGGAAAAUCAGUCUACAGAGCAAGUAUUAGGUCUCCAAAGGGUCUUUCUGUCACUGUUGUACCGAAAAUUCUGACUUUCGACAGCCCAAACCAGAAGAGGUCUUUCAAAGUGAUGGUGAAGGGCAAAUUUCUUAGGGAGAGUUCAUGGGUUCUCUCUGGGAGAAUAGUCUGGAGUGAUUCCAAGCAUAAUGUUAGGAGUCCUAUUCUUGUCUUCAGGUCAUAA